This is a messenger RNA of Melampsora larici-populina 98AG31, 234 nucleotides long. RefSeq lists its product as uncharacterized. The coding region runs from base 1 to 234 and encodes 77 amino acids. Gene Ontology annotation, molecular function: nucleic acid binding. Lineage: Eukaryota; Fungi; Basidiomycota; Pucciniomycetes; Pucciniales; Melampsoraceae. The transcript has 2 exons. The record is from RefSeq and is a predicted model, not a curated record.
AUGUCAACCUUCGCCCAAGUUCCCAUCAGAUCGAACUCUGUCAACCGUCGUGAUCGGCCCAUCGUCUCUGGCCCUCCUGUCCGUCCUCCUCAUGCGCCUCAAGACGUUCAGCCUACCAACGUUCUUGGAGUCUUUAGUCUUAGUAUUCGUACACGAGAAUCGGAUCUGGAAGCUGAAUUUAGUCGGUAUGGCAAAGUGGAAAAAGUCGUGAUUGUCCAUGAUCAACAAGUUUAG